Molecule: messenger RNA, 1540 nt
Organism: Penaeus vannamei (Pacific white shrimp)
Lineage: Eukaryota; Metazoa; Arthropoda; Malacostraca; Decapoda; Penaeidae
Source: RefSeq, a predicted model, not a curated record
GCUGCCCCUCCCAAACAGCGUCCUGUCGAUCACACCAAUAUGAGUGUGGAGGCUGCCCCUCCCAAACAGUGUCCUGUUGAUCACACCAAGAUGAGUGCUGAGGCUACCCCACCCCAGAAGGCCCAUCACAUUCCCCCGGGUACUGUCAUCCCCUCCGAGUGCCCAAUGCAUCAGAAUAACCAGGAGCAGCAGACAUCUCAGGCAUUCCCGAGUGAGUGUCCAAUGAGUGGCAACCCAGAUGCCGAGUGGCCUGUACACCAGGCAGGCAUGCAUUUAGGCAAAGAGUAUGCAGGCAAGUAUGUGGACAUCAACCCCCUCAACAUGGAGUCCUACCCGAACCAAAAGCCGGCUGACCAGCCCUUCGAGUUACCCACUGAGAGACAGGUGUCAACUAUCCCGAAAGCAGGUUCAGAUUCCGAGCACUGGGUGUACCCUUCCCCACAGAUGUUCUGGAAUGCCAUGCUGAGGAAGGGCUGGAGGUGGAAGGAUGAUGACCUCUCACAGAAAGACAUGCAACACAUCAUCAGCAUUCACAAUGUCAACAAUGAAUUGGCUUGGCAAGAGGUCCUAAAGUGGGAAUCCCUCCACAAAAAUGAGUGUGGGAACCCCAAGCUGAAGCGUUUUGGUGGCAAGGCAUCGGACUACUCUCCCCGGGCUCGCAUGAGGAGUUGGUUGGGAUAUGAGCUGCCUUUUGACCGCCAUGAUUGGAUUGUCGACCGCUGUGGCAAGGAAGUACGCUAUAUCAUUGACUACUAUGAUGGAGGUGACGUGAAUCCUGAGGACUAUAAGUUUGCAAUCCUAGAUGUCCGGCCAGCAAUGGACUCUUGGGAGAACAUCUGGGACAGGAUGGUGGUUGCUUGGUGGCGCUGGACAAGAAGUUAGACUGAAGUUUUGAGAAAGAGAGAGAAACGUAAAUUUUUUUUUGUAAUUUUUAUAGUCUCUCUCUCUUAAUAACUAGGUUUAUUUAUAUCAGAAAGCAAAUGGAGUGAAGUGUUUUUUUUGUUUUUUUUUAAUAAUGGAAUGAUUGAGACUAAUAGGGAUUUUGACUUUCAUAGUACUGGGUAUAUUCAUACUUGCAGUGUAAACUUUAUUUCUAUAUCUUUAUCUUAGUAAAGAUCAUCCAGAAAAAUUAUUCAAGUACAAAAUUUAAGUUUAGUACUUAAUAUGAAAAUUAUGUAGUCUAAAGGUUUUGAUGAUUAAGUGUGUUCACUAAUAUGUGAGUAAAAGAUCUGGUAUGUAAGUCGUAAUGAAUUUACAUGGGUUUUAUGCUUAUAGCUAUAUUAAAACUGCUUACUGUGUCUCACAUGACAAGUAGGAAUUUGAAAGAAAAUGCUCACAUAUGAAGCAUUUCAGAAGAAUAUGUACCUCCCAAGUUUUUUUUCCUUAUUUUUUCUCGGUUUACCUUGUUAUUUAUGCCUAAUGUACUUGAUUACAGUCAUACAAAUUAAAAGCCAAAUAAAGAGUUGUAGUUGAAUUCUUGUUAAUAGAUAUGUGUAUAUACAGUGUACAGAUUUAACUGUUAAGUAAAGUUUUAAAUUUC